AUGCCGAUUCCGGUCGCACCGAGGGUCGCGCCGGGCCUCCCAUGGUUUCGUGACGACGAUGAGCUACCUGCUCCCCUUCCGACGAAACGUCAGAUUGAGAGCUCGACGAUGGAAUUCCCAAGCAUAUUCGACCCGAGUGCUCGACGAACUGUUCUCGUCAAUGGAGUUUUUGUGGUAAAAUAUGGACCGGCCGUCUUUGAGAAUGAAGGACACGCAUUGAUGCUGAUGGAAGCCUAUCCGAGCAUUCCCGCCCCUCUCCUCCACGCCAUGUAUCGUGACGACGGCACGCUGUACAUCGUCAUGCAGUACAUCCCGGGUCGUCAGCUGAGCGACGUGUGGCCAAAUCUGACCGAGGAUGAAAAAUCGUCCAUCGUGAGCCAGCUGAGGGCCGCCUCGGAGAGUCUGCGGUCCAUCCCGUCGCGGGGAUUCUACGGAGGUGUGUUUGGAGGACCACUGCCGCACAGAUACUUCUUCUCCUCGGACAAAGAUCCUCGCAUCACGGGGCCCUUUUCUGCCGACGAGGAUCUGUGCCACGCGCUCGUCUUGCGCUCCGCCAAGAACUGGGAGGCCUGGGGACGACGAGGCUGGAUGACGGAGUUUUUCGCUCGUCACUUGGCCGCAGCACUUGGCGGCCACGAUGGCUUAUUCGCACACUCGGAUUUCCAACGCAAAAAUAUACUGGUGCGGGAAGAAUUCUCCGCCCCAUGCAACGGUUCGAGCCCCCCAAAAUCCUUCCGGGUCGCAGCCAUCUUGGACUGGGAGUCUGCGGGUUGGUAUCCGAGCUACUGGGAGUAUGCCCUAUGCUUUGCGUACUUUGACUGGUCCGACGAUUGGCCUGAAAAGGUUGAAAGCAUCCUCGACCCAUACGUGAAGGAAUCCGCGCUGCUGAGGAUGGUCGGACAGGACAUGGAUUUGUAG
This is a messenger RNA of Drechmeria coniospora, 918 nucleotides long. Its product is annotated as phosphotransferase family protein. Lineage: Eukaryota; Fungi; Ascomycota; Sordariomycetes; Hypocreales; Ophiocordycipitaceae. The transcript has a single exon. Bases 1 to 918 code for a protein of 305 amino acids. The record is from RefSeq and is a predicted model, not a curated record.